Molecule: messenger RNA, 810 nt
Organism: Fulvia fulva
Lineage: Eukaryota; Fungi; Ascomycota; Dothideomycetes; Mycosphaerellales; Mycosphaerellaceae
Exons: 1
Coding region: 1-810 (269 amino acids)
Source: RefSeq, a predicted model, not a curated record
AUGCCAGGAGGACCCCCGCCAGCGACCGACAUUCAUAGCAAGGACGCUACAUCAACCUGUCAAUUACAAAGUGUCUUUGAAGAGAUAGCAGAAGCUUCCAGCGCCGAGCGACACCCAUCAAGUGAGGAGAGCUUGUCCAUCCUCCUCUCUCUACCAGCCGAGCUAAGGACCGCGAUCUACGAACCAGCAAUUCUUGCUAGCGACAGCGACCUCGUCAUACUCAAGACGUGUCGGCAGGUGUAUAUGGAAGCAUCGCCCAUGCUCUGGCAGCGUCCCGUGUGCUUUGCGAGCCAGGUGAAGCUCUUCACCUGGAUUCAAAGAAGCGCCGAGACAGAUAUUCGGCGGGUCAGGACGCUCAGCUUACGCCUCAUGGACGUUGACCUUUCUUCUCUGAUUGACAUGAGCCCCAGAAGAGGGCAGAGACCUAGUGCCUGGGGUCUGUAUCAGCAAGAACUCGAAAGCUUGAACGAUGCAUUGCAGAGAUUGCCUGCUUUGGUUGACCUCACUAUCAUUCCUUGCGACCGGACAGGUUCUCAACUCUUGAGCGGGAUGUACUAUUCAUUUCUUGGCAUGAUUCCGGUACAUCUUCCGAGGCUGAAGCAGCUCACUAUCCAUGACUGCGAGAGCGUACUCGAGAAAGUGCCGAGCCUGAGGCAGCUCAGCAAAGUGAUCUUCGAUGAUAGUCGGCGAGGGUCCAGCAGUCCUUCGAGCACAUCGCCAACGAGUCGAGGAAAGAGGCGGGUAUACCUGAUCAAGCAUGAGGACUCGACACCGAUCAAGAUGGAGCUGUGUGAGGAGGACCGAUUAUGA